GGAGCAGGAUGGGUGUUCGAGUUUCAGACCAGGGACUUAUCUAAGAUUGGAGGUCCGAGACAUUCCUUUCGAGAUGGUUGGAGAUAUUAAUCCUGGUCAUCCGAUUCUCGUUGGAGGUAUCAGUCCCAGAGAAGAAAAUAUUGGAUAUAUGCAGGCAACACUUAAGCGACAUACUUGGCACAGGAAAUUGUUGAAGACAAGAGACCCUAUUAUAGUUUCCAUUGGUUGGAGGCGGUACCAGACGAGCCCUGUAUAUGCCAUGGAUGACAGUGGUGACCGGCUUCGAAUGCUCAAUUACACCCCCGUUGACAUGCAGUGCCUUGCAAUGUUUUGGGGCCCCCUUGCAUCACCCAACACUGGAGUUGUUGUUGUACAGGAUCUACCAGACAAAAGGGCAGCGUUUCGCAUUUUAGCAACUGGCGUUGUUGUUGAUUUUAACCAUGCUGCGAAGAUAUUAAAGAAAUGUAAGCGGUCUAGAAUACCUUGGAAGAUCUCUGGCAAGACUGCUCUUAUUAAGAACUUGUUUAAAUCAGAUGAUGAAAUUGAUAGGUUCAAAGAUGCAAAACUUUGGACAGAGAGCGGAAUUCAGGGGAAGGUUGAAAAGGCUGCAGAAAAAGUACGGAGAAGAAAGGAUGGUGUACUUAGAGUAGGGAUUGUGGAGUGCAAGUUUAAGCGCAGAAUUUGCAUGCAUGAUACAAUUUUCAUGCGCAUGUGGAAAGAAGUUAAAGUUCCUGGUUUCUUCAACCCAUUCAUACAAAUGACUGGGUUAUCACACAGGCCCGAUGAAUUCCCGAAAGGAGUGUUAUUCAAACAUGAAACUGAUGGAGAGUCGCCCACAGAACGACGUAUGGUGGCCUUUGUUGAGGGAGAGCCUAGCUUCCAAGACCUAACUAUUGCCAAGGAAUUUGAGUUGUAUCAUUGUAAUAAAGAGGAGCAGAAGGAAUUCAAGAGACAUCCAAUGCUGGUGAUGAUUCCAAAGGAAGAAGAGAUGUUAGAAAUACAUGAGAGAGGGGAGAUUACAAAGAAACACCAAACAAAGCCAUGGACUCCCGACUGUCCUGUAGACGACCGGGUCUUGAAUUGCGCAAUGAGUCUAUAUGGAAAAGUUCCAACUUAUUUUACCUUCUUCCGACCACGUAAUCAAAUUAAAUAUAAGAAUUAGAAUAUAUCCUAAUCUUAUAAUGUAUUUGCUCCAUGUUGUUUAGAAGUACUAGCUAAUUAUAUUUCAUAUUAAAAAGAGAUCUCUUGGAGUGCAUACAAUAAUCAAUUUGGUUAAUGUUAUAAAUUAUCUGUACCUAUAUACUAAACGGUAGCAAUAGGUACUAUGCUAUUCUACCAAGUAAAAGGCUAAGACUAAAGGCAU
Molecule: messenger RNA, 1363 nt
Organism: Papaver somniferum (opium poppy)
Lineage: Eukaryota; Viridiplantae; Streptophyta; Magnoliopsida; Ranunculales; Papaveraceae
Product: ribosome biogenesis protein BMS1 homolog
Exons: 6
Coding region: 74-1162 (362 amino acids)
Biological process (GO): ribosome biogenesis; maturation of SSU-rRNA from tricistronic rRNA transcript (SSU-rRNA, 5.8S rRNA, LSU-rRNA); endonucleolytic cleavage of tricistronic rRNA transcript (SSU-rRNA, 5.8S rRNA, LSU-rRNA)
Cellular component (GO): 90S preribosome
Molecular function (GO): GTP binding; U3 snoRNA binding; GTPase activity
Source: RefSeq, a predicted model, not a curated record